Molecule: messenger RNA, 1079 nt
Organism: Aphanomyces astaci
Lineage: Eukaryota; Oomycota; Saprolegniomycetes; Saprolegniales; Verrucalvaceae
Exons: 1
Coding region: 41-991 (316 amino acids)
Cellular component (GO): membrane
Source: RefSeq, a predicted model, not a curated record
GCGCAAUGUUCCAUUGUUCAUAUCGCUAUCCGUGAAAGCAAUGCAAACGCUGGCCAAAGCGUUCCUCAUCCUUUUGAAUCUCGGCUUCAUCGUCGGCGGGUCCCUGUUGAUCUACUUGGGUGUUGUCCUGCGCGGGGGGCACUGGUCGGAUGUGUUUUCUGCCAACAACAUCACGUCCGACGGCAAUUCGGCGUCCAUGAUCUUGAUCAUCCUGGGAGGCGUGAUUGUCCUCAUUGCGUUCUUUGGGUUUGCGGGUGCCAUUUGUGCGAACCGGUGCCUCCUAACACUGUAUUCUGUAUUUGUCGUGAUCGCGAUGCUCAUUUUCAUCGGUGUGGCCAUCCUCGGUUUUGUGGCGGGCGGGGGUGCCAAGAACUGGGCCUCAAAAGCGUACCCUGCCGUCGCCCAAGAGUCGGAGAUUGCCACCGGGUUCAACGGCGUGUACUGCCAGGCUCAGGGCGCCCGGUUUUGCACUUCGGCGACCGCCAAGGAAGCGUUUGCUGCGUUGGUCCCGACUGCCUCGGCCACGAUCACAGCCGUGGCGUCCGAGGUAGGCAUCGGCGUCACCGAGCCCACGGGGGUCGUGGGGUUUUGCAAAAACGUCGACGCCAAGGCGGCGUCGCUCGGUCCAUUGGAGGCCGCGUUCACGGCGAAGCUCCCGAAAGAAUACAAGAGCGCAUGCGGAGUGUGCGACGAUGUCAACAUCAAAUUUGGCGACUACAAAUCCAUCUUUGAAUGGACCAACGACCAAUGCCCCAUGACGCCGCCUGUGGCCAUGUGGUGCGGCGCAUAUUUGCUCACGAACGCCUCUGACCAAGGGGUGUACGAAGGCACGCCAUACAAGCAGUGCCGACCCGUGGUCUUGGAACUGUGGCGAAGCUAUGCCACCAAAGUGGGCAUCGGGGGGGUCAUUUUGGCUGUGAUUGCAUUGGUCUUAGUGGUCUUGGCAUGCCGCAUUGGACGGCAAAACAACGACGACUAUUACGUGGCGUAAUAGGAUGAAAACAUUUACUGUACGGUUCAAACCUUGUUCUUGCCCAAUACAGUACCGGUAACGAUAAUAGAUUCGUUGGGCUGAGCCA